CCAAAUUGACCGACAUGUUGCUUGACAACAGCUUCAAAACAUUACAUCACCUUGCUCCAUUGUUCUCUUGAAAAACAACAUGUCUAUGCGUUGCGCCAGUGUAAUAUUUUAUGAUUUCAGACUAUGAAAGCAUGCGUUUGUUCUAUGAAAGAUUCGCACAUACAGUUGUCAAAUUGUGAAGGACCGAGUGAAAUCCAAUGAUGCACACCCAGGCUCACUUCUUGCUGCGAAAACAAUACCUCCAACUGCAGACAUCGAAUCUAAAAGGAGUGGAGGCCAAGCCAGUGAGUCACAGCCUGCUUGAAUGGGAGGCUAAAGUGGAAGGACUGAAAGACACGAUGUGGGAAGGUGCUGUUUUGCUGCUGACAUUGAAUUUCACUGAGGCUUACAACUCUGUCCCUCCAACUGUCGAAUUCAACGCCAUCCCUUUCCACCCCAAUGUGGACAAGGACACAGGUAGCCCAUGUAUCCCCUGCCUGGACAGUGAGUGGAACCCCAGCAUCUCAAUCAGCAGUAUUCUUCUGAGCAUCCAGACCAUGCUGUCCAACCCAGUCCUGGAGGGAGCGGUGAACCCCGAAGCUGCUGACAUACUCUGGUCCAGCCCAUCCACCUACCACCGUGUGGUGCUGGACUGUGUCAGGGCCAGCCAGGAACUGGAGAGGAACAGGAAAGCUGUGCAGUCGGGCUCACAAAACAGGCUUGUGAGGAGAAUCCCUUUUGAGGAUUAUCUGAAGACAUGGACAAAGAUGGCCACCACUAAAGCUGGCUCGUGGAUGAGGAAGGAAUCCCUGGAGGAUCUCAUCAAGUGCCCUGAGACCUUUGCCAUGUAUUAUGGAUCACCAGGCAAGGAAUCUCCCAUGGGUACACAGUGUGAAACGUUCAGAGCCUUAAUGUAUGGUACCGUGCACCAGCCUAAGAAGACCAAACCAGUGAGUGAGGGGAGACAGGCGAGGAUGGACCAAAUGAGAAAGAUUUACCUCCUCUACAGAGCACCAGACAUGCUGACCCCUCAGGUGAAUGUGCAGAGAGACUCCAUGGCCACCAGGGGUCUCUGUAGAGCACAUGACAGACAGCAACAGGACCUCUGGGAGAACGAGGUGGACAAACUGGUGGCCUGGACACACUCACUGUCAUUCGAGGAGUUGGAGGAGGAGUGAUGCCUCCACGUGCACAAACUCGAGCACGUACAUACACGCCUUGCAAUUGGAUACACUUGACCAAUAAA
Molecule: messenger RNA, 1225 nt
Organism: Salmo salar (Atlantic salmon)
Lineage: Eukaryota; Metazoa; Chordata; Actinopteri; Salmoniformes; Salmonidae
Product: ubiquitin-conjugating enzyme E2 U
Source: RefSeq, a predicted model, not a curated record